Messenger RNA from Pseudoliparis swirei, 7442 nucleotides. RefSeq names its product Ras association (RalGDS/AF-6) and pleckstrin homology domains 1b (gene raph1b). Gene Ontology annotation, cellular component: cytosol; plasma membrane. Lineage: Eukaryota; Metazoa; Chordata; Actinopteri; Perciformes; Liparidae. The record is from RefSeq and is a predicted model, not a curated record. The coding region runs from base 656 to 5623 and encodes 1655 amino acids. Gene Ontology annotation, biological process: signal transduction. The transcript has 19 exons.
GUUUUCUGCUGCUACAAUCCAGGAAAAUAGCUUUCCAGAAACAAAUGUAAAUAGUUGGAACAAUAUCUCACAUUGUUUGAAUGCAUUUACAGGUUUAACUGCCCAAAGCAGGGACGACAGACCACAAAAGGGUGGAAAAUACUGACUUUGUGCGGCAACCCAUGGUGUCGGAUUCAUGGGAUUGUGAACUACUAGAAACUGAGGAUGCCUUCAGUGUUCCUCCAGGACUCCUUUGCGUCUGAUAUUUCCCACCGUCCCUGAAGGCAGCGUCGGCUUCUGGGCUGGACAGGAAACGACGGAGACGCUCAGCGUGUCUCCUCGGCAGCUCCGGGAGAGAAGAAUGGGAAAGGGAACGGGAUAGUGUCUGUAGACGAGGCAACGUGUGAAAACAUGAGGAUAACGGGCCGUUUCUUUUUGAGCGAGACUCAUCUUUUAAGAUAAUUAAACAUAAAGGGAGGCUUUCUUCUUCUUUCCCCUCCACCCCUCCUUGAGGGCAGUGCUAUUCGCUCUCUCGUUGGAGAACACAGGAGAAGAGAGGAUCCUCUUUGUGAAUCCCAUUUGACUAGGAUAAAAGCCCUGACACAAGAGUGGAGUGGAGUGGUGGUUUCGUCUGACCUUUAGCCUCAGGAGGACGGAGAGAAAAGCCUCUUCAGAGAUGGAGCAGGUAUCGGACGAUGAGCUGGACCAUGGAGCGGAGGAGGACAGCGAUAAGGAGGACCAGGACCUGGACAAGAUGUUUGGGGCUUGGCUUGGAGAGCUGGACAAGCUGACGCAGAGUCUGGAUGAUGGCAGGCCUCAGAAACCACUGCAGAAGGCUCCUCUCAGGCAGGAGACGAACAUGGCUAACUUCUCCUACCGCUUCUCGAUGUAUAACAUAAACGAGGCGUUGAACCAGGGCGACUCAGUGGACCUGGACGCCCUGAUGGCCGACCUGUGCACCAUCGAACAGGAGCUCAAUACCAUCUCCAAACCAAACUCUGCGUCUCACGGCCAGAACAAAGGCCAGCAGCGGGCCCCUGGGGGCCGCAGUGCCAGCACCAAGCACACAGGCACCGGUGGAGGGGGAAGCAGCGGAGGCAGCGCCAGCAGCAGCACCCGGGCGUCGCCGGCCAACACGGUGCGCGGCGGCAGCAGCCUCAACGCCCGCCCGGCGGCCGCCAACAUCUCCCUGGACGACAUCACCUCCCAGCUGGAGAAGGCCUCUCUCAGCAUGGACGAAGCGGCACGCCAGACCUCCUCCUCCUCUUCCUCCUCCUCCUCCUCCUUCUCCUCCACGACGCUCCGGCGGCCCUCGUCGGGGUCGUCCGGCGGCGGGCAGCACAGGAGGACGGGCUCGGCGGGCGCCGUCAGCGAGCAGGAAGCGCCGUCCCAGAGGUCCAGCGUGAAUUCGGCGUGCGCCUCGGCGUCCAGCAUGGACUCCCUGGACAUCGACAAAGUGACGGCGGGGGGAGAGGCGGAGGGCCAGAGCAGCCCGAGCACGCAAGGACAGAACCAGGCCAGCACAGAGCACUCCUAUCUGGACCGAGAAACCUCGCUCAUUCUGAAAAGCAUAGCAGGAAAGCCUUCUCACCUCCUGACCAAGGAGGAACAAGCCGCCAAAUUGAAGGCAGAGAAGAUCCGAGUCGCCCUGGAAAAGAUCAAGGAGGCGCAGGUCAAAAAGCUGGUGAUCAGGGUCCACAUGUCGGACGAGAGCUCCAAGACCAUGAUGGUGGAUGAGCGGCAGACGGUCAGGCAGGUGCUGGACAGCCUGCUGGAUAAGUCGCACUGUGGCUACAGCCCCGACUGGUCUCUGGUGGAAACCAUCAAUGAGCUGCAGAUGGAGCGGAUUUUCGAGGAUCAUGAGAACUUGGUGGAGAAUCUAUUAAACUGGACCCGGGACAGCCACAACAAGCUGAUGUUCAUCGAACGCAUCGAGAAAUAUGCCCUCUUCAAGAACCCUCAGAACUACUUGCUGGGGCGGAAGGAGACGUCAGAAAUGGCCGACAGGAAUAAAGAGGCGUUGCUAGAGGAGUGCUUCUGUGGCGGCUCGGUGUCGGUGCCAGAGAUCGAGGGCAUCCUGUGGCUGAAGGAGGACGGGAAGAAGUCGUGGAAGAAACGCUACUUCCUCCUCAGAGCUUCGGGGAUCUACUACGUCCCCAAAGGCAAAGCCAAGACAUCCCGAGAUCUCGCGUGCUUCCUGCAGCUGGACCACGUGAACGUGUACUACGGCCAGGACUACCGCAGCAAAUACAAGGCUCCCACCGACUACUGCCUGGCCCUGAAGCAUCCCCAAAUCCAGAAGAAGUCCCAGUACAUCAAGUACCUGUGCUGCGAUGACGUCAGGACCCUGCACCAAUGGGUGAAUGGAAUUCGCAUCGCCAAGUAUGGCAAGCAACUACAUGUGAACUACCAGGAGGCCAUGAAGAGGACGGAGGCGGCCUACGAUUGGUCCUCGCUCUCGACCUCGAGCAUCCGAUCGGGCUCCAGUUCUGCCAGCAAUCCUGAGUCCCAGUCUAAUCACUCGGGCCACUCGGACAGUGGCGUGGACACAGGCUCGUCUCACGGCCGGUCCCAGAGUGUGGUGAGCUCCAUUUUUUCCGAGGCCUGGAAGAGAGGUACCCAGAUCGAGGAAAGCUCCAAGCAUAUGAGAAUGGAGUCGACCAGAGGGGCCACGCUGCCGCACGCUUCCCACAGUCACCGGCAUCACAGCCAGCAUUCAGCGGACCACCCGGCCCUGACGCCCCCUCCCCAGCUUCAGGUGCAGCCGCAGCCCCUCCAACAGCCCCCGCCGCAGCAUCAGCACCCGCCAACGCACCCCCAGACACCGACCCAGGCGACGCAGCAUCAGUCCCCCCAACAUCAGUCCCCCCAACAUCUUCCCCCCCAACAUCUGCCCCACAACAUCUGCCUCCACAGCAUCAGCUCCCCCAACAUCUGCCCCCCCAGCAUCUGCCCCCCCAACAUCUGCCCCCCCAACAUCUGCCUCCACAGCAUCUGCCCCCCAACAUCUGCCCCCCCCACAUCUGCCUCCACAACAUCUGCCUCCACAGCAUCAGCUCCCCCAACAUCUGCCUCCACAGCAUCAGCUCCCCAGCAUCUGCCCCCCCAACAUCUGCCUCCACAGCAUCAGCUCCCCCAACAUCUGCCUCCACAGCAUCAGCUCCCCCAACAUCUGCCUCCACAGCAUCAGUCCCCCCAGCACCUGCCUUCCCAGAACCAUCUCCCUCAACAUCAGCCUCCCCAACAUCUGCCCCCUCAACAUUCCCCCCCCCAGUAUCAGCCCCCCCAACAGGCUCUGCGCCCCCAGCAGUCGCCGCAGCCGCAGCCCGUCGGCAGCUACAACCACAUCGCGCCCCCGCCGCAGCAGCAGCAGCUGGCUCCGCCGGCCCCCCCUCCCCCUCCGCCGCCUCCCCCUCCUCCUCUGCCCCCGGUGCAAGCGGUGUCGCACCACUCACCGGCUCCCACCAUGUACAAGUUCAGCACCAUCACCCGGCUGCAGAACCAGAUGGCCGCUCAGUCUGCCGGUCACCACCGGUUGCCCGGUCACCUCCACGUAAUCGGGCACCAAGUUCUGCCCCGGAGUCCGCCCGCAGCCCAGGUGCCCCUCCGACCCAACGUGAAUCACAUUGCGGCGAGGACCAAUGUCCCGCCUCCCCCUCCUCCACCCCCGCCACCGACCAUGCCGGCCCCCGGGUCGGCCGCGGCGAUGUUGAGGCUGGGCCCUCCCGGCGCGGCCACGCCGCCUGCCUUCGUUCCGCCGCCCCCAGCGCCUCCUGCGCCACAGACAGACGGAGUAGCAUUUCCUCCCCCUCCUUCUCCUUCUCCUCCUCCACCUUGUGCACCGUCUCCCGUGAGCCAGCCGCUGUACCCCAACGGGCCGAGGCACGCCCUGAAGGAGAGGUUCCCCAGCCCGCCGCGGGACCUCCUGCCCCCAAACGCCCUCGAGGAGUCCGCGCCGCUUGCCCCUGCUCCUCCGCCUCCCCCACCCCCGCCGCCUCCUCCUCCUCCCCAGCAGUUCCCGGUGCCGGUCCAGUUCCCACCGCCCCCUGCGCCGCCACCCGCGCCGCCCAAAACCUUCAACCCGGGCUUUUUCCCUCACACUGCCCCCAAACCGGUGUCGCCCGUCUCUCCCUUUCCCCCCGCCCCGCCCCCCGCUGCCCUGGCCGGCCCGACCCCGCCGCCACCUCCGCCCCCUCCUCCACCCGCGCCCUUCAAGAAGCAGUUCAGCCUCCAGGCAGGCCACAUCUCCGGCCACCCCCCUCCGACUCUGCCCAAGCAGCACAGCCUGUCGAAACAAACAGCCGCUCCUGCCAUGUCUUUGGUGAAGCAGCUCGCCAGUCAGUUUCCAGGAGCUUCAUCCCCUGCAGCCAAUCAGGCGGAGAUCCCCAAAGCCCCCCUUUCCCCCCCUGCAGUCAAGACCAAACCAAGAUGGCAGCCGGGGGGCGGCCAGCAGCUGCAAUCUCCAGAGUUCCCUCCUCCUCCUCCAGACGGCAGCGUUGGCUUCCCCGCCGCCGCCGCCGCACCUCCUCCGCCACCUCCUCCUCCACCACCUCCCCUAGCCCCGGUCACGGGCCCAACUCCACCUCCUCCUCCUCCGCCACCACCUCCCCUCGCUCCGGUCACGGGCCCAACUCCACCUCCUCCUCCUCCGCCACCACCUCCCCUCGCUCCGGUCACGGGCCCAACUCCACCUCCUCCUCCCCUCCCUCCUGGAAACCUGGGCUCCCCCAUGCGGAGGUCGCCCCCCGGGUCCUCCAAUUUCGGAGGCAAGAAACCCCCCCCCGCCCCGCAGAGGACCUCCGGCGCCAAGUUCAACGGCUCGGCUUCCUAUGAGGAAUCCAGGAAAAACUUGCUCUGCAAGUUUGCUCCCCAGAAUACUGCCCCCUCCUCCUCUUCACCAGGUCCCGCCUCCUCCAGUGGGUCCCCUUCCAAGGACCCUUCGACUGGACCGCCUGCUCCUCCGAAACCAGGCAAGCUCAACCUGGCCAACCUGCCCAUGGGACUCCACUCUAAAAUGAGCCAGGUAAAGCACACGGGUGGGGACUUCCCUUGCCCGCCACCUGACUGCGCUUACUUUCCACCUCCUCCGCCGGCCUCGGAGCUCUUCCCCCCUCCUCCGCCUCCUGGGAGCGACGGCCAUAGCGGAGGACCUCCUCGGGUCGCCGUGGUCAACCCCCAGCCCCAGGCUCCCCCUCCUCCUCCGCCUGUCCCCCUUGUGAGCAACUCGACAUGGGGGAAGAGCUCGCUGAAGAAGACUCCGCCGCCCACGCUCGUGCGGCGUAGUAACGCCACCCCGGAGCCUCCUCCGCUGUCGCCGCCUCCACCCACCUCCCCAAAGGGCAGCUCCGGCCAGCCCAAUUUCCUGGAUGAUCUCCACCGGACACUGAAGCGAAAGUCAGUGGGUCGCCAAGGUUCUCUCAACCCGGCCGGCCUCGCGGGCAAGUCUGACCCCGUGGGAGCUGUGGACGACACGGCGCUGCCUCCGCCGCCCCCCGAGCUGCUCCUGGACCAGGGCAAGCAGAGCAACGGAGGAAACGGCGCCUACAUGUCCGGAAACCUCUCAGGCUAUGCAACACUACGACGAGGACCCCCACCCGCACCACCCAAACGGGGGGACACGACCAAACUUACUGGCGAGUGUUGAAACGUGGAGAUCGGGACGUUAUGAAGAUGGCUGAAUAGACAAUGAGAGAAUAUAUGGAACUGAACACUAAAUAGAUGAGUGUGUGUGUGUGUGUGUGUGUGUAUAUACUCAAACCCAGACCAGGGUCAGUUAGUGUUUGCUAAUGAUUGCAGUUUUUUAACAUGCUUGGCAUUAUGGAUCAGUGGGGUUUAUAAUAUUGGGACAAUUUUAGGCUGGAGCAGGUAAGUUUGGGGUCACAGAAAAGUAAAAUUGGUCUUUUGAUUUUCUGCGAUUGUCUAAACUCUCUGGGAGACAUUGUUUUACGGUAAACCCCACCCAUCUGGUACACCAAGCGGAUUUAAAUAUACACUCGUAAGAAUCGUGCAAAUAUGACCAUGUUAUCCGCUUCUUUGCCAUAAGUUUGUGCCACGUACUGAAGACAAAAACAAACGAAACAAAAAAAACACAUCACGGUCUUUCUUCUUGGGUGCUGCAUGGACUUCAUGUAAGAGCCGGCCGUACGACACGCAGCGGUUCUGGUGUGUGUGCAUGAGAGGGACACUUAACCUGAGACUGGAGAUGCAUACAUACAUGCAUGUGUGUAUGAUUAUAUGGUGUUGAAGUAGUUAACCAUUUGAGGAGGCCUUCGUGGAGCGGGGACGGUUUGGUUUUUAUGUGAAAUUAUUUAAUGAGCGAUAAAUGGAAGGAUUUUUUGUUAUUAUAUAUAUAUAUAUAUAAGUCUGUCUUUUAAUAGCUGUCCAACAAAUUCUAGAGAGGAACAAAAUAUGAGGGCACAAUGGAAUGUAUGUGUAGUGAAUAACAUGGAUUACACACAUGAAGGCAACGAGUCGGUGGCAUGAACACUAGAAAAGCGUUAAACUUUCCAACCUGUCGACUCGUGUCGGCAAAUGCAAAUCAGAAGGAAAGCCUUAUCCCCGAUGUAAAGCAGAGAGAUUUCUUCCAAAGGUUCAACAGCGUCUGGACUGUGCAGCUGAGGGAAAACAAACACAACAACAAACACAACAACGUCGUUUUGAUUUAAUAGACUAUAAAUGGAGGAGGGGGCCUGUGGCUGUGUCUCCGUGGACCGUGUGAGUUCCCCGUGCGUCGGCUUGAUUUUGGGCCUCAUCCUCCGGUGCCUGUACAGUCGUAGCCGCUACUCCCUCACUGUCGGUCUCCGUCGCCUUCCAAAGUCACACGGUAUCACAAUUUGGGAAGUAGAAGGUACAGGUUGGAUUCAGUCCCGUGGAGUCUCCUCGUCCACACGAGGUGACCCCGUUGAAACGGACACGUGUGUCUGGUCAAUGUACAAAGCGUAACAAAUCAUGUAGUCCAUCACAGAAAACACCUGACUUGCAUUAGACUGAAAGUUGCGUGUCUGUCGUCAUUUCCUGAUUUUGUACCUGCAGAUUGCAUCACGAAGGGUUUUAAUUUCUUGCAGCGAGGCCUUUUUAUUCUUAUUAGGUGCUAAUGCUGUCCUAAUGAACUCAUCAUCAUCAUUUCCUUGUUUGCGAGGAUGACACAUCACUCGUUCAUAUUUCAGACCGUUUAAACUGGUUUUAAAUUGGCUUUAGUGUGGAAGCGUGUGCUCGAAGUGUCAUGAAGACGGUGGUGUCCACACAACGCGCCGUUCUUUGGACCGCCGCUUGAAGGCAGCGUACCAUUUCUUCUCACUGAUUGCCAUUGUCUUAACAGGAUGUUUGCUACAGUGCAGUAUGUACGUUAUUGAUGUGCUGAUGUGAACAUGUGGGGCCAAGUGAAAUGAAGAAAAAUGGUUGCAGAUGUGUCCUCCUGCAUAUAAACUGAAAAUCACAAUAUAAAUGUUCAAACCAGACCUCAA